This is a messenger RNA of Hydractinia symbiolongicarpus, 1579 nucleotides long. RefSeq names its product solute carrier family 25 member 35-like. NCBI's taxonomy places the organism in Eukaryota, Metazoa, Cnidaria, Hydrozoa, Anthoathecata, Hydractiniidae. Bases 190 to 1101 code for a protein of 303 amino acids. The transcript is spliced from 4 exons. The record is from RefSeq and is a predicted model, not a curated record.
UUUUUUUGCUUGAGCCAACACAUUUUAACUCUGUAAAAUAAUUAUAAACAAGAGUCCAGCAGUAUCUGGCUUUGUUGACAAAAAAAAUAUUAGUACCAAUACUGGUAAAAUAUGUUUUAAAAUUUGUUAAGGCUCUGUUUACCCAGGCUAACAAGUUUAUUUUUCUAAAUUGUUUGUUUAUUUAAUGAGAUGCAAACUGUUAAAGAAUGCUUGACUGGUGGUGUUGCAGCCAGUGGUGCUUGUUUCUUCACCAAUCCGUUAGAAGUGGUAAAAACACGCAUGCAGCUGCAAGGAGAAUUACAGUCUCGUGGUUCAUACAGAGUUCACUAUAGAAAUGUCUUUCAUGCGUUUUAUACCAUUGGUAAGGUGGAUGGCGUUAUAGCACUACAAAAAGGCUUGGUUCCGGGAGUUGCUUUUCAGUUUGUCAUGAAUGGUUUAAGGUUAGGAACAUUUCAAGUAUUCUCAGACUUGGGUUGGACGAAAAAUAAAGAUGGCUACUCAAGUCCACUGAGAUGUGCUGUAUUUGGCGCGGCGUCAGGUUGUAUAGGGGCUGUUAUUGGAAGUCCGGCAUACAUGUUUAAAACUCAACUACAAGCACAAGCCAAUUCUGAAAUAGCAGUGGGACACCAACAUAAUAUAAAAAGUUUAUCCUCCACGAUGAAAAGCAUACACAGCCAACAUGGCGUCGUUGGUCUCUGGCGUGGUGCUUCUGCUGCGAUCGCGAGAGUAAGCAUAGGUUCUGCGGUGCAGUUAACAACCUUUUCAAGAAGCAAGGACUUCAUUUUGCAAAAUGACUUCUUUUUAAAAGACAGCAUAAUGGUACCCUUUACUGCGAGCAUGUUAGCUGGACUCUUCCUCGUAGGUGCUAUGACUCCUUUCGAUGUAGUGUCAACACGAAUGUAUAAUCAAGGUGUGACGAGCAAAGGCGAUGGAGUGCUGUAUAAUAACUUAUUUGAUGUGUUUCGGAAGAUUUACCGUAGAGAAGGCAUCAUGGGCUUCUACAAGGGGACCGGUGCCCAUUACUUUCGUAUAGGACCACAUACAACGUUAAGUUUAGUGUUUUGGCAAAGGUUAAGACUCUUUGUAGAAGGCGAAAGCUAGAAAGAACGCUGUGUUUAGCUAAAUUGACAAAAAUUAAUUUUUUUGUGACUAGGAGAAAGAAUAAAUAUUAACAUGAGUUCAGUUUAAGUCAGAAGUUCGAUGAUCAGAUAUUUUAUUGAUGACUUUCAAAUGUUAAAAUGUUUGGUUAUUUUCGCCACAAUAACAAAAAUACAUUUACGCAGUUUUUUAUUGUACCUAUUUUGAAUCUGUUAUGUAAUCCAUGUAAUAUUUAUAUUUUAGUCUUAGCGGAAAUUCAAAAGUAAAAGUUUGCAUUAUAUAGGCAACAUGAGGAAUUUUUGCGAUAUUUAAAUUAUUUCAGAUUUUGCAAUAUGUUUUUUCCGCAAAAAUUCUUUCCUUAACAUCACUCUGUGCAUUAUGCAAUAUUUUUUUGGAAAUUUAAUUUAUUUAUUUGUUUUUUUAAUUUAUACUAUAAUUGUUAUCAUAUUGUUAUCAAAAUAAGCAAGUGAAUAAACUCGGA